This is a messenger RNA of Botrytis porri, 564 nucleotides long. RefSeq lists its product as uncharacterized. The transcript has 2 exons. Lineage: Eukaryota; Fungi; Ascomycota; Leotiomycetes; Helotiales; Sclerotiniaceae. Gene Ontology annotation, cellular component: mitochondrion. Gene Ontology annotation, molecular function: riboflavin kinase activity. Gene Ontology annotation, biological process: riboflavin biosynthetic process; FMN biosynthetic process. The record is from RefSeq and is a predicted model, not a curated record. The coding region runs from base 1 to 564 and encodes 187 amino acids.
AUGCCGACUAAAGAACCCCGCCCUCUAAUCGUCGGUUCGGAAAGCGGUCCCGAAUCUCCUUAUCCUUUGCGAAUGGAGGGUGAAGUGGUUUCGGGAUUUGGUCGCGGAUCUAAAGAACUCGGAAUCCCCACCGCCAACAUCCCCGUAACAAACGUUCCCUGGAUCGACACCGCCCCCUCCGGCGUAUACUUCGGCUACGCCGCCCUCGAUCUCCCCCCUUCUCACCCCGAACUGCAAUCCCCUCCUUCCUCCCCCUCCCCCUCCACCACCCUCCUCUACCCCAUGGUAAUGUCCAUCGGCUACAACCCCUUCUACCGCAACACGGUCCGCUCAGCCGAAGUCCACCUCCUGCACAAAUUCUCCCAAGAUUUCUACGGAAGCAACAUGCGCGUGGAGAUUCUGGGGUAUAUUCGUCCCGAGCUGGAUUAUGUGGAUAAGGAGUCUUUGGUCAGGGAUAUCGAGACGGAUAUUGAGGUUGCGAGGAGGAGUUUGGCGAGGGAGAAUUGGGGGGUGGAGAAGAGGGAUGGGUGGUUGGUGGGGGGAGAGAAGGGGAAGAGUGGAUAG